Molecule: messenger RNA, 927 nt
Organism: Carya illinoinensis
Lineage: Eukaryota; Viridiplantae; Streptophyta; Magnoliopsida; Fagales; Juglandaceae
Exons: 1
Coding region: 1-927 (308 amino acids)
Molecular function (GO): nucleic acid binding; RNA-DNA hybrid ribonuclease activity
Source: RefSeq, a predicted model, not a curated record
AUGUGGAAAGUAGGCAAUGAUCUGUUAGCCACUAAAUGGAACAUUUUCAAGAGAAAAAUUCUGGAUGACCCUCUAUGCCCAAUAUGCCAGAUAGAUACUGAAACUGUGAUGCAUCUUUUAUGGCAAUGCCCAGCAGCUAAUGCUGUAUGGACAGAAAUGACUACCCCUAUUCAGAAAUGGAAUGUGGCUGAAGAUGACUUUCUAAGUAUGUGGGGAAGGAUGAAAGGUAAACUAACAGAACCUGAUUUGGAGAUGAUAGCAGCAACGAUGAGAAUGCUAUGGUUGAGGAGAAAUGAGUUAGUUUUUGACAAGAAGUUUAGAAGCCCAAGGAGUGUUAUCAGAGAUUCAAAGGAGUCACUACAGGAGUACCAGGCAGCAAAUCAGAUGCUAAAAAGGGGCAAUAAUUUAGCCAUGGCUGUAAGGCAGGGUCAACAUUGGGAGGUGCCAAGGGAAGAUUUUGUAAAAACAAACUGGGAUGCAGCAGUAGAUUUAAAAAAUAAGAAAGUGGGCAUAGGUAUAAUCAUCAGAGAUGAAAAUGGGGAUGUAUUGGUAGCAGCUUGUGGACGAAGGAAGUACUUACAUCACCCAGCAACAGCAGAAAGUCUUGCCUUGAGAAGGGCAGCAGAGAUCUAUACAGAAUUGAAUUACACGAAAGUAAUACUGGAAGGGGAUGCAAAGGGGGUUAUAGAGGCAGUAAAUAGAGAAGCAGAAGACUUGUCUGUCUACGGAAAUAUUAUACAGGAGAUAAAGAGAUACUUUAGAAAUAGAAAAGAGUGGGAGGUGAGAUUUGUAAAAAGAGAGAUGAAUACAGUGGCCCACAUACUAGCUAGAACAGCUUUACAAUUUGAUACCGAGAGAAUAUGGAUUGAGGAAGCACCAGAAAUUGUAUGGAGUGAUCUGUUGAAAGAUAAACUUUGUAACGGAUGA